Molecule: messenger RNA, 1944 nt
Organism: Cyclopterus lumpus (lumpfish)
Lineage: Eukaryota; Metazoa; Chordata; Actinopteri; Perciformes; Cyclopteridae
Product: GTPase IMAP family member 7-like
Exons: 2
Coding region: 164-1054 (296 amino acids)
Molecular function (GO): GTP binding
Source: RefSeq, a predicted model, not a curated record
CACACACACACACACACUCACACGCACACACACACACACAGACGCCCUUGCAGUAAGUGAAAAUGAAACUUAAGGAAAAGCAGAAUCCCACAGGAGGUAAGAGACACGGAGCUCGUCGACUGGUUGGAACAUUUCACUCUUCGGUGAUUUCUCUUCUAAAAACAUGGGCAUGUCAAACAGCACGAGAAUUGCCAUCCUGGGAAAAACUGGAGUUGGGAAAAGCAGCGUGGCUAACACCAUAUUUGGAGGACAAGGGUUCAAGAUCGGACACACUGUGAACUCUGAAACCAAAAAAUGUCAAGCAGUAACUAAAUCUGUCAAUGGAGGAAACAUCACUUUGAUUGACACUCCUGGUUUCUUCGACACAGAUCGAUCUGAGGAGGAGCUGAAGUCUGAAAUAGUGAGGUGCAUCACAGAGUUCGCUCCUGGGCCUCAUGCCUUUCUCAUUGUGCUCAAAGUGGAGAGAUUCACAAAGCACGAGCAGGCUGCCAUCAUUGAAAUACAACAGUACUUUUCUGAAGAAUUUUUCCAGUAUGCGACAGUCCUCUUUACUCAUGGUGACCAGCUCCCUAAAGGACAGACCAUUAAGGACUUUGUCCGUCAUAAUAAGCAUGUGACUGAUCUGGUGACAAAGUGUGGAGGCCGCUGCCACGUCAUUGAUAAUACAUACUGGGAGAACAACCAGCAGGAUGAAUACAGGAACAACCAGGUCCAGGUGAAGGAGCUCCUCAAGACAAUAGAUGAGAUGGUUGAGGCAAACGAAGGAAGAUGCUACACCAAUGAGAUGCUACAAGCAGUGGAGGAAAGAAUAAUGCAGCAGGAGCAACUCAUUAAACAGACAGCAGGAAACAAGUCAGAGGGAGAGAUCAGAGAGGAGGCGAAAGAGAACGUAUUUACGUGGCUUUGGAACAAACUUUCUGGUUUCUUAUCAGGUAAAUUGUUGGGAGCUUUGUUGGGUCUAUCAGAGAUGGUGAAAGAUGUUAUCAAAGCUUUAACAGGAGGAGCUGGAAUGACAGACGUCACAGUAGGAAGGGCAGUUGGUGCUGCUCUAUGAGCGGUGCAAGGAUAAAAAUGGUUAACCCAUUCAGUAGCAAAUUUGAUCAGAGCUCUUUUUGGUAUCGCAAUUGUCGAGUAGCUUCAUUUGGUUUCAUAGGCUGGGCUUUCUUUAGCCAAGUUUGAAAUUAAACCUGUAAUGAGUUAUGACUCUUGAAGAGUAUGACUGAAAAGUAAUCUCUUAAAUAAGUUCCAUGACAAUCUUGUUCUAAACAAUAUUUAACCACUGAAAUUAAUGUUUAGUAUAUGUAAUAUGUAAUACAUUGUACUCAUUGGUUUGUUGAGGUAUCCACCAAAAAUGCCCGAGACACACCACAACUAUGAACCUAUUUCUCUAUUCUUCUGUUAAGAUAAUUGAUUCAUAAUUGAUUAAUUGGCUUAUUAAAUUGAACACACUGUGGUACUGCUUUGUACUGCAGGUGAACAAAAGAAACCUUUUUACUUAAUAUGAAACAUGGCUUUUGAAAACUACAGCCAUAGGAAGUGUGAUCUUAAAGUGUAAUUUACUUUUUAUUCAUAUGAUUUAUCCUGCUUUAAUUGUAUUUCUCUUUGAUGAUUUACGAUGUCUUUCUUUUUAUUGAGCUAAGAUUGUUUUGGGCUCAUAUAUAAAUAUAUUCUUCACAUACAUUCUCAUAUUAUUUAGUGUAAAUUGAAUGAUGUACCAAUAUGUAAUCACAUGUUCUUCUUUGUUGACUGAAUGAUAAGAAGAGGUAAAUAUGUGAACAUUGCUUCACCUCAUAAUCUUGAAGGUUUUAUUGUGAAUGUAAUCUUUUGACAUUUUGUCUUUUCUUUUACUUAAUUAUUUACAUGAUUCAUAUUUGUAACCAUUUAUCUUCCUUUCAUUGCACAAAACAAAUAAAACUGGUUUGUAUUCUGUACAUUCCAACCAAA